AUGUUCACCUCCAAGAUCACCUCUGGACUUUGCAUUCCCGGUCCCAAGGGAUCUACCAGGCAAUAUGUCUCCUUGACUCCCUAUGUAGUCUCGGGACAAUACCGAGUAGGCCUUGAGGCGCCCAUUAACAUCAGAGACCCGGGAUUCAAAUCCAGGACAAAGAAGCCCAAGCCUACCGCCUUGGAGCUGAGAAAAAUUGUCCUUGACCAUAUGGCCCGCGGUUCGAGGAUUCCCUGGCCAUAUCUGGAUCCACAGUCCAGGAGAAAAUACAUGUUCCUCCGAGGAGCGGCAGAGUUCUUACUCUGACCUGGCCCUCUGGACAUACUGGAAAACUACUAACAAAUAAAAAAAAGGUUGAAAAAAAAAGACGCUGGGCAUCGGGGCACUUGGUGGUUCUUGUGCUCUGGUGCCUCGGCGCCAGAAAAUGCAAAUAAAUCCAGGUAAAUACUGGGACUAACAUAUAAUCUGCUUGCACCGGAAUUUGUGCUUUCCUUUGUCUUGUUAUCAGAGUCAAGUAACUCUCUCCCUUACAAUAAGGGAACAUUUUACUGCUAAUUCAUAGGAUUGGAAUCCUCGGAUUCGGGGGUCUGGUGCAGACUGGGGAGAGUCUGGCACUGGGUCCAUGA
Molecule: messenger RNA, 626 nt
Organism: Hymenoscyphus albidus
Lineage: Eukaryota; Fungi; Ascomycota; Leotiomycetes; Helotiales; Helotiaceae
Source: the annotation of a GenBank genome assembly